AUGGACACAGUGGCUAGUACUGCUCUUGAUGCGUUUGUACAUCACAGGCUUCCUUGGAUGGGUAAAAAAGCAGUUGAGAUGGGAAGAUAUUACGGGUCAGAAGCGCUCAGAAACCCUACAUUACAGAAAAAGGCUAUAGAUUAUGCUUUGGACAAAUUAAAUUCAAUGAUUCAGAAUGUCGGUUCUCAAGGGGCAGCACUAAAACAAGGAAUCCGGAAUCCGGAAUCCGGAAACGGGAACGGAAUCUGGGAAAGAGGGAUCCAAGAGAUUAAUUUUAAAAUAAUAAUAAUAACAAUGAUAAUGAUGAUGAUAAUGAUGAUGAUAAUGAUGAUGAUAAUGAUGAUGAUAAUAAUAAUAAUAAUAAUAAUAAUAAUAAUAAUAAUAAUAAAUAAGACAGAAAAGAUAAGACUAUAGAUUUCCUGGUCAGAGGAGACUACUCUUUAUGACAUGAGGACUGGAAUCGAUGCAAUUGAAAAUGCAAAUUCCCAUGUGACAGCAAAGAUAAUAAAGACGGCUGACAGUCCGGACGCAUCAAGUCCGUUUUGAAAGAGGUAAGGGAGGCACUUUUUGUUUAAAUCAACAGAGACGUUGUUUAAGUAACUGAAAUGCAUCGUUUUUCCAAGGUGUCACUUCUGGGUUGUCUUCAGUUUUAUUUACAUUUAAAACUUUGAUUUUCCUUUGGCAGAUCGCGUCAUGGUGAUGAGAGGACAGCAACUGAUAGUACUCGGUAAGCUGCUACUUUAACUUAGGUAUAGGUGAGAGAAAGAUUUUUUGUUGAUGUGAAUGAAAUUCAGCAAUACCUCCGGUGUUAAAUUCUUGUCUGUCAAUCACUUCCCGUAUAAAUUGGUCUCUCAUCAAUCGUCUCGUAGAAGCGUUGAAUAGAAUGCUAUGGUUAUGUUGUUGAUGUACCGAGAAAGUGCAGUUCUGCAAGCUCAUUCUAUAAAGAGGUUCAAUGUGAUACGGCAAAGCUUUAGCCUGCCUAAUACUUUCUGAAAAACUGUGCUACGUACAGUUUGACCACAAAUGACUCAAAUUUCGCCAUCAAACGUUGCCUCUAUCUGUUAGUUUUAGUUUAACAUGUUCUAAUAUUAAAUUCCACAAAUGCUGUGCAUUCAUUUUCCGCUCUUUUGGUGCGUAUCGUUUUAUUUUGUUGUGCUUUAGUUUUUCUAGCUCGGAUUAUAUAAAUAAAAUUCGAACUGACGCUUGUGUAUUGAUUGAUUGAAACCGGAGAUAAAGACAAAACAUGGAUAUUUUUGGACGCUUGCACCGUGAGAACACUAAUUUCUGAUUGGACGAUACAACCAAAGAGAGAAAAAGGAAGAAAACACGUGUUACCAGCAUUGGUGGAAGUAGAACGUGCCGCGAGAGAACGCGUGCGAGCAGGGCGAAGCCGCGGAAUGCGGAGGAAAAAGAAGAGCUUGCUGCGAUCUCUUAUAAAUUUUCAUUUCGGCUUCACCCAUACGAAGUGAAAUAACCUAACUUUUCUUUUUCCUUGCACACGCGCCUCUUUUCGCGUGCGGCUCUUGGGUGACUUCUCGCUGCUCCCUUAAAUGGCAGGACUUCAUGUCAUGGACCAAUAAAUUCGCUGGAUACACUUUCAUACACCUACCCUGUUCACUAUAGAUAUCGUGGAGUGCGCGUAAGAAAAUAAAAACUUUGAUAGAUUGACUGCUAGCGCGAGGGUUAGGGGUAGGUAAAUGAGAAAAUAUAGAAAAUAUAUCUCUUUUGUCUUUCUCCCUGGCGCUUCACGCACUUUUCGCACGCAUAAUCUGGAGUCAAGCGCAUUUAGAACAACCUAGCGAAGUUCGAGAGCCGGGGCCUACAGAAGGAAAUACAGCGUGGAAAAUCUGGAGGAGAUACAUCACUUAGCCGGGACUCAAAGGAUAUCUGACAGGGAGACACUAUGUCACAAUGCCAUGAAGACUUUUCCCUCACGGAGCUUGAAAGUAUUAAAUUAACGCAUUUUCUAAUGGUUUUUGUUCUUGUUGUUCUCGGUCGGUAUGGUAUAGGGUGUCAAGUCCUUCUUUUUAAGAAGGUGGGUUGCGACAUAAUAUUCAGAGAUGAAAUGUGUACAACUUUACGAUAAAGAGUGACCCUUGAUUUGAGUUUCGUGAAGUACAGGUUAUACACCCCAAACUAAAAUAACAAACAGAUUUGCGACACAGUACGUCUGCAGGUAUUUAGGAGGCUAAUUUCUUGAUUUCAUUUGGGUCUACCGAGUCUACCAUUUCCAAGCAGCCUCAUAAAGCUUACCACUACUAGAAGUGAUUUCCUCCAUAAUCCUCCUGAACUCCAAUGUGCUGCUCUGCCUUGUUUUUUAAGCCACCAGUAAUAAACGCACUGGCAAAAUGGUUGCUCCUUAACAUCUGUGCCAUCGUCUGCCAAAAAAAGAGUGGUAGAGACGCGCUUAUGCUUUCGUGAUUAAUUUCUUUCUUUGCGCCAUUUCAUAACAUUACAUUCUGCAUAAUUAUGUCAUUCCGCGAGCUAUGCCACAUGCCAUUCCACAAAGUAAUUCCGCCUUCUUUUGGCUUGUUUCCUAUUUUCUCCUAUUUUUUUCUGUUUUUGUAGUCAAAGUUCCUAUUUUGUCCUUCUUUUUUUUUAAGCAAUGUCUUUCCUCUUGUCCUAUUUUCUGAGUGUCAUUUGCCACUUGACACCCGGAAGGUAGAAAAGUAAAUUACUUCACGAAUUUCAGAAAUUAGCGCUAGUCAUUUCGUUCAUUCAUUUUACAUUUAUUUUUACAUUAUUUUACAGACUUGCUGCUGCAAGAGAAUUGUGAUGACCUGGAAUUACAUACGGUAAGCAAAAUAAUCUUAAUUUUUAGCCUUCGCAGUUCACGUGGUUCUUGUAGUGAGCUGCAUGCUUACAAAUAUACAUGGUUUAGGUUUACUCUCUCGAGAAAAACGACUACUGAAUACUGAUGCCUCUCCUAUCUCCCUCCUUAGCGGCCAGCUCUUAAUGCUACCAGCAUUGUGAAACCCUGUUUUAACUGACUUAAACUCUGUAAUGUAAAGCUCUCUUGAGCAACCACGGCACACCUGAUUGUCAUAGUUUGAAGUACGCAUGCUAUGAGAAGGAAUGAAGGAGAAGAAACAUCACAGGAAAUAUUUUCAGAGAAAAGUGCUAACAUACUGUGCCCAAAUUUACUUUUGUCCACAAAAAAAAAGAAGAAGAAAAUAUAUAUCAUAUAAAUAUACUCUUAGCUAUAAUGCAGGUAAUAGUUACUCACAUGACAUGUGUGCAAAAUAUGAUAUAAACAUAAUGGGAAUGAUAAAUGAGACCUCACAGAAUGAUCAGAAAAAAAAAAGCCUCAGAGAUCUGACCAUGAUGAAAUACCAUUGUCUCUUGCUAGAACCCAUUCUCGUAAACGACCGCUCUUUUACGAAUUCCCACGGUGGACAAUUUCUUUCCGGAGAAACUGUAAAAACGGAUAAGAUACAAAUAGCGUACAAUUUAAACUUCAUAUGUGCUGAAUUCCGUUAAAAAAGUAAGGGUUAUCUCAGCUCUGGAACUGAGCCUUCGUAUGAGUAAUCAAAGCAAGCGUUUUGGUGAUGUCUUUUUAUCUCUUUCCUGAAAGGAUAAGACUCAAGGCGAGACAGGAAUUUGAUCUAUUAAGUAAACUCGUCUGAUAAGGUUCGUACAACCUUGGAGAAAAGAGUCAUGUUGGUAUGUCAUGUAUUCUCGUUAUAAGAAGGGGUCCACAGUUUUGUACCCCUCGAGUUGAAUAAUAACUAUACCUUAUUCGACGGUUUAGUGUGUAGUAUCGUGGGAUAUUUUUAACCGUCUCUUGUAUUAUCAUUGAUUCUGUUUACGUUUACGUUUCCGGAUUCCGUGUUUUAGUGCUGCCGGUUCUCAAGCUCUUAACCCUUAUUCAACCAAAAUACGACCAAAGAAAAACUACAAAACAAACAGGAAAGAUUUGGAGGGCGCUGGAUUACUUGAUAGUGCAUUAACAUCAGGUGUAUUUGGAUCUCCGUAUCAUGUGGACUUUAAGAAAGGAUUCAAAUUAUUGACUGACCCUGAUUUGCUCAAAACACCAACCAAAAAAGAAAUCACUGAUAUGAAGGAGCGUGUGAAGUACUACAAGGAGCAAUACAAGAAAGCUAAGGCUGAUGGUUACAAAGGGUCGUAUACAAGUUACAUAAAAAAGAUGGGUUGGGCAGAAAAACCAUCUUUUACAUUCCCAGGAUUUGGAGGUGCUAUAGAUAUCCAUAAACAGAUUGGAAAAUUACCAAAACCAAAAGGUGGAUGGACCUUACCAGGCCAUAAAUACACAGGCCCCUACAACAAUCUCGAAAAUCAAGUAGGAUACAAUCCAGAAACUGGUGAAAUAUUAGAAAUUUAUGAUCAACGAACUGGGCCAACCGACGCAGUGGCCAUGCAGCAUGAUAUUGACUAUAGUGUUUGUGGUGAUAACUGA
Messenger RNA from Porites evermanni, 4417 nucleotides. The record is from the annotation of a GenBank genome assembly. NCBI's taxonomy places the organism in Eukaryota, Metazoa, Cnidaria, Anthozoa, Scleractinia, Poritidae.